CGUGUCCGCCUCCGCGAGACUGCGCGCGGUGCGGAGAGCGAGGCACCGGCGGGCAGCUGAAGCUGAGGAGCCGCCAGUCGGAGCUCGCAGGGACUAGAGGCCGGUCAGCUACAUGCGUACGGCGCUGAUAUCGCUCACAAGAUGCUGAAUGCAGCCUUGUUAUCUGUCUGUGCGGUCGUCGCCAGUCAAUUGCUCGGAGUAGCAUGCAGGUCGGACGGAGGAAAUUUCCUGGAUGAUAAAUGGCUCACUGGACGCUGGGAUAAAUUUCGAGACGAACCUGGAACAUGGAACCCUGGCAAACCAUUCGAUCAAGCUCUGGAUCCCGCCAAGGAUCCCUGCCAGAAGGUGAAGUGCGGUCGGCACAAGGUGUGCGUAGCUCAGGACUACCAAUCUGCAAGCUGCAUAAGUCAAAGACGGAUGAGUUUCAAGGAUGUGGGACUUUCCCAAAACCCUCUGUUUUCAAAAUGCAAGCAGUGUCCAGUUGUACAUCCAUCCCCAGUUUGUGGAGCCGAUGGGCACACCUAUUCCACAAAGUGCAAACUGGAGUACCAGGCCUGCAUCUCGGGCAAGCAGAUCUCCGUGAAGUGUACAGGGCAGUGCCCAUGCCAGACCAACAAGUCAAAGACCAGAGCAGAGAAAAAAGUUUGUAGUGAGGUGGAGCUGAAGGAGGCGGUCAGCCGGCUCAGGGACUGGUUUAAAGUGCUACACGAGAACGGCAACCAGAAUAGGAAAGUGCAGGUCCAAAGGCUGGAGAGGAGCCGAUUCGACACAAGCAUUUUGCCAAUUUGCAAGGACUCCCUGGGCUGGAUGUUCAGCAGAUUAGACACAAAUUAUGACCUCCUGCUGGAUCAGUCUGAGCUCAGUAGUCUUUACCUGGACAAAAAUGAGCAUUGCAUCAAGUCUUUCUUCAUUUCCUGCGACACAUAUGGCGAUGGGCUGAUCUCCAACAACGAGUGGUGCUCCUGCUUUCAGAGGCAUGAAGAACCACCGUGCCAAUCAGAGCUGUCCAGCAUCACCACACAGCAAGCCGGCAAGAAGCUGCUGGGGUUGUAUAUCCCUUCUUGCGAUGAAGAUGGGUAUUUUAAGCCACACCAGUGCCAUGGGAGCAGCGGUCAAUGCUGGUGUGUGGAUAGAUAUGGAAAUGAAUUAGCUAGGUCAAGGACAGCUGGGCCUGCAGACUGCGGUGUAGAGUCGUCCGGGGACCUCGGCAGCGGAGACCCGCAUGAAUUCUCCGACGACGAGGACGACAAGGGCCAGGUUCUGAACGACGAAGAUGAGAUGGUGGACGACGACGAGGAUGAGGGCGACGACGAAGUCGACGAUGAAGGAUACGUGUCGUAGUCCCUGAAAUCCACAGAUGUAUUUCUGGUCAAAUUGCACGCUUCUAGGUAAUGUCCCCGACAAAUUACUUACCAAACUAACAGAAUGUGUAUGAUGUGAACUGAUACAAAUGACAAAAGGCAGAGAUUUUUUUUUUUUUUUUUUUGCCUGUUCUUUUUUUGUCCUUGACAACAAGGAUCCUAUGUCUGCUUGUCCCUUUGUAGCAAGUUCAAUAAGCCGGUGGUUAAAUACAGGACUGCUGGAUACCAGUGCAGUUCUAUUUUACUUAAAUGAAUUUCAUUGCUUUGACCAUAGCCAGCUGUGAAGCAGAGAGACUACUUAUGAUACCAUUAUUGGCAGCAUAUUUUGCUGUUUCAUUGUUUCGUUUUUGUUUUUUGUUCUUUGUUUUGUUUUUUAAUAAAUAGCCGUGGCUGUAAAACUCAAACGCAGGUGGACAAAUGAGAAAAAUGCACUUUUUUGCUUGUUUGUGUAACGUCCAACAAGACCGUGUGCAUGACUGCAAUGUAAAUACACAAAAAUAUGACACACACACGCACACAAACGCGCAGACACACGCACACACACGCAAAACUCAGUAUUUCAUUUCUAACAAUAUUUUAGUCGGGUGGAACGUUGACUUUCCUUGUGACAAAAAGAAGAUUGCCAAUGAAUCACGAGUAUUUUCAAAAUUCGUAUAUUGAUGAAAUAUUCAAAGGAAUCGAGCUGUGAGAGAGUACAGAAUAAUCGAGAAUUAUCUAUUUUUCUAUCGUAUUGUUUUAAGACUUUCACCGAAAGCUAACGUCUGCUCCACUUUCUAUCGUACUGCAAAUGUCCUUUUAACCUGCCACAGAAAUGAAUAUUUUUACAAUUUCAGUCCAAAGUAUGUAUACACGUGGCUUCUUCAUAAGGACACUGAGGGCGGUGUUUUCCUGUAGAAAGUGCUGAGUGUCUUUAAAAACGAGAGCAUUGAGGGGAGAGCAUGUCCAUCACGUUACUGCAUGCCCUGCAAUCAAUAGUGAAAAGCUAAUUAAUUUGGACCCUUAUUCUGCUGUCCGUUUUAUCUCGCUUUGAUUCUGCUGGGCUCCAGGCUGGUUUUAUCCAGACCGACAAAGUUAAUGAUGAAAACCCCCUUUUAUAUGUGUAUAUGUAAACUGAAACGUCAUCCUCAUCCCAAUGAAUGUUAGCGUUCUUUUCAGUGUGGUCAAGCAUCAUGUACCAAGUGUCAUAAUUCAGACUGAUGUGGUAGGGUACAUUGCAAUGAUGAUGAGGGUCUGAUCGAUUUAACUGGAACUAGAACUGAAGGCUGUACGAUAUUGUCGUUUAUGCAACGUUUUUAUCUUUAAAGAAGUGGAAACAGACAAGAAAAGAAUAAUGCUGUUCAAGUUGUCUUAUUACAUAGUGUCAAAUACUGUGGACUCCUUUGUACAGUAGAAUCAGUAAGGAGGAUUACGUCCAAUGUACAGUAGUAGUCACAAUAGUAAAUGCAGAUAAACCUGUUGCAGGUCAGUGUGUUUUUGUGAAACGAAAGGCACACAGGAUGCGUGAUGAUUUGACUGGUGAGAUCGGUUUGGCGGCGAAAUUAGCCUUCAGUACCAUCAAUUCCGAGAGUAGCUAUGUGGAAAUGCAAAAGUUUGCGUGCCGUAAAACCUGUCACACUGUCCUCUCCGGCAUGAUUUCAGAUGACUUACAAUAGGAAAACUGUUGAAAAGAAACGAAAUGGCAUGUUUUCACAGGGGGAGGGUGUGUGCAGGAACUGGCACAGCUGUUGACACAUAUUUAAUGGAUUUAGAAGAACACUUUAUGUGAAAUAAAUUGUUAAAAAUAUCAGCCGAAAAGGUAAUAUACUGUAUAGCACUUCAGCAUAAACCAGUGAGACAAGCGUGUUUAGUUCUAUAAAGCCAUUGUUUAACCAUUUGCUUAAAUUCCUGGAAGUUGUUUUCACAAAUGCUUUUAUUCCACAGUAUGUUUCCUGAUGCAGAUCAGAAAAUGGAAAAUGUAUAUUGCCGCAUUACUUAUAAAUGUAUGUAAUGACUUUAUUUGGGUAUCUUUUGAAAUAUAGCAAACGUACAUAUAAACGCAUUUGUACAUGUUUGUAGACUAACGAUAUGAGUUUACCUCUUUGUUCAUUCUUCAGAGGCUAGAAUGUGCCUUUUUAUUAUUGCAGUAGAUAGAGAUAUAGAAGGUUAAGCAUGCAUUACGAGGCAAAAAACAUAGAAAAACAGUAGACUAGAGGAGCACACAGUCCUUUGUAAAAGGGAUUCAGAUAUUUACUGCUGCUGGAUAAAGACAUGUUUCCUUUUCUUUAUACAUUGUUUAUAAAGUAUGUAUACAUUGAUUAGGUAGCAUAAUGAUACCCGUGCGUCUAUGUAAUACUUUAUUUUCUUUCUUAUUGUCUUUCGUUUUUUUGUUUUUUUAAUAUAACCGAACAUUACACAGUAUUGAGUGAGUAUAUAACAUGUUCUGUAACAUGGGCUUUCCCCUUCUCCAUUCCUUCAUCCAUAAAUAAACGAUGGGAAAAAAGAACAUCUUUUGUCGAUUCAAAUAUAAAUGUUGUUUUAGAGAUAAAAUGCAUUUUUACGGUGUAUGUAUGAUUUGCCUAAAUAAAAAUUAUAUUGGUGAAA
Brienomyrus brachyistius is the source of this 3941-nucleotide messenger RNA. It is a transcript of the gene spock3, whose product is annotated as SPARC (osteonectin), cwcv and kazal like domains proteoglycan 3. The transcript has 11 exons. Lineage: Eukaryota; Metazoa; Chordata; Actinopteri; Osteoglossiformes; Mormyridae. The coding region runs from base 142 to 1341 and encodes 399 amino acids. The record is from RefSeq and is a predicted model, not a curated record. Gene Ontology annotation, molecular function: protein binding; calcium ion binding.